This is a messenger RNA of Radiomyces spectabilis, 981 nucleotides long. RefSeq lists its product as uncharacterized. Gene Ontology annotation, molecular function: protein binding. Lineage: Eukaryota; Fungi; Mucoromycota; Mucoromycetes; Mucorales; Radiomycetaceae. The transcript has 7 exons. Bases 1 to 981 code for a protein of 326 amino acids. The record is from RefSeq and is a predicted model, not a curated record. Gene Ontology annotation, cellular component: Golgi apparatus; TRAPP complex.
AUGAAUAAUAUGUGGCGUUCGGUAGCUCGUUAUGCUCGUCAAAAAAUUGUUCAGCACGAUCCAGAGCAAUUGGAGGAGAUCUUGCAGCUUUGGUAUUUGCGUCUGCUUGCUUUGACGAAACUGGGAUUAUACCAGCUGGCAUCGGCUGAACUUGAUAAACUCGGAGAUCUUAAACGACCUGAAUUGACUUAUCAGUAUCAUGCCGAUCUGUACCCUAACAAGCAUGGUUGUAUGGUUCCUUUUGAGUUACGAGUAUUGUGGGCUUGCUUACCGGCAUUGAUGAAGCAUCCGUUGCUCACAUUAGAAAGGAUUACUAUGCUAGCUGUGCACUGUAAAAAGAUGCAAAAGACGGAUGCUUCUCAAGUAAAUAUUUGGCAACGUCGCGAGGUCCAGAUGUACUUGGUGUUAAGUACACGAUUUAUGGAAAUGAAUGAUUAUACGGGCGCUGCUUCCACAAUGGAAAUGAUUCUUGAUAAAUAUGCGACAGCAGAAAAUGGCGAACAAGAUAUCGACAUCUUGUCAGGAUUAGCAAGAUUGUAUCUUCAGUUGGGUGAUAUUUCCUCGGCACAGAAUCUGUAUACUCGUUUAGAAUCGCAGUAUCAGGGAAAUGACGCUCCCUCUGUGACUGAAUGCAUUCAAAUCAAUAGAGCGUUGCUAUGCAUUGCUAAAGCUGACUGGAAGCAGGCACGAGAUAUUCUUCUGGAAAUCUACCAAACUAAUAAGGAGAAUCUACUAGUCAUGCAUAAUCUCGCUGUAUGUGAAGUUUAUAUGGGCAACUUAAAUAAGGCGAUCGCAAUUCUGGAGACACUUACUACGGAUAACCCCACGUCAGCCGGCACUUGCGAAACUGCUUUAAUGAAUAUGUGUACAUUGUAUGAGUUGCGGUACGCUAAUCCAACCGAUAAAAAGGUGGCCGUUAUGAAGCAAGUGGCACGCUGGAUUGGUGAUUCAUUUCAGAGCAACUGCUUCAAAUUACAAUAA